Molecule: messenger RNA, 1691 nt
Organism: Anneissia japonica
Lineage: Eukaryota; Metazoa; Echinodermata; Crinoidea; Comatulida; Comatulidae
Product: F-box/LRR-repeat protein 2-like
Exons: 4
Coding region: 724-1614 (296 amino acids)
Biological process (GO): SCF-dependent proteasomal ubiquitin-dependent protein catabolic process
Cellular component (GO): SCF ubiquitin ligase complex
Molecular function (GO): protein binding
Source: RefSeq, a predicted model, not a curated record
UUGUUUUGUCGUUCAUUAGUUGAGUAGGGAUGAGUGGGUAGGGAACUAGACCUGCAAGUUGCUAGAAGUUGGAGGAAGUACUGUAGAUGAACUCAUUCGACAUUUUUUGCCGUAUUAGAAUUAGAAUUCCUGAAAUCAUUAUUUACUUCAUGUGAUAUCGUAUUUAUUUAUUCGUACUGUAACUGUUAUCUAACUUUAAUAAUUUAUCCAGGCCACAUGAUCACUUCCAUUGGAAUGUUGUUGGUGUCUGCCUAGAGGACUGCACUAACGAUCCCCAUCCAACUGAUAGGUCAUUACAUUAUACAGUAGACGAUUUUGCCUCUAGGCCUAGGCCUAGUCUAUAACAACAGUACGAUAUUUUCAUCUUCAGUUGGUCGUAACCCAAAUCAAGAGGUGGCAAGAAGAGAGUUAAUAAGAAUCAUACUGACAGUGACACUCAAGUGGUUUUUUUUUAUAAGUUGGAUGGAUUUUUACCAAAUACCAGAUUUUACCAAAGAUUGUGCAACAAUUUGAUGUGGUGAGAUUAUAAAUAAUUGUUAGGCCUACCCACUAUGGCAGUCCUAAUACUAUAGGCCUAGACCUAUUCUAGGGCCUGAAAAGGCCAUUGUCGAUUUUGAUUAAAUUUAUUUUAUUUGUGUGAUAAGUUAAGCCAAGUUGACCACCACCACUAUGUCUAUCAAUGUAUAUUCUCGUUUGUAAGUUUGGGAACCAGAACAGAAAAAAAUGGAUAAGACUAGUACUGCUUCUACUAGCGGAAAAAGGACAUUGAUCUCCUUGGAUAUUAUAAGUAAUGAAGAUGAUGAUAGAAAAAAGCAGAAAAUAAAUCUUAUAAAACCUUCGACAAUUUCUGACCUCAAAGAUGACAUUAGUCUGAGUACUACUUCUAGUGACAAACAGACAAUUGGCAAUCUAUUUCUUAAUUUACCAGAUGAAAUUAUGGUUUGUAAUGUUUUACCUCUAUUGGACAUCAUGGAAGUUUGCAUUUGUAAAGCUGUCUGCAGGCGAUGGAGAGGUUUGGUUCAUGCAUACUUCUCUCAACUAAAAGAACUUGAUCUUAGCCCAUGGAAUUUUUUGAUAUAUGAAGAGCAUUUGAUAGCAAUAGUACGACAUCUACGCAGCCUCAAAUAUUUAAGACUUGGUGUGUGCUGGAAAGCUGUCACUGAAUGUAGUUUGUCUUCAAUUGCAUCAUCAUGUCCCAAACUUGAGGUAUUCACAGCAAAUAGAUGCGGUAACGUCACAGAUUCAGCAAUAUCUAAGCUAGUGACAAGGUGCCACAAUCUCCAAGAGUUGGACUUGAGCAGUUGUUAUAAUGUAACAGAUGUAGCUAUUGUUGAAAUAGCACGACACUGCAAACAUCUUAAGGAACUCUACCUGAGCAGUAUCUAUAGUGUUACAGGCAUUGGUAUCAAGGAGCUUGCGCAACAUUCAAAAUCACUUGAGGAGUUGGAUGUCAGCUAUUGUUUCACAUUAACGAAUGAGAGCAUGUUGCAUUUGCUUCACCUUAAACAAUGUGGGUCAUUGAAAUCACUACGUAUAACAGGCUGUUCAAAGAUAUCCGAAGACAUUACACUCAAGUUGUUGCAAGCUGGAAUAAUUGUGAACAAUAUGUUUUAAGAGCUGCAUUUCAUCAGCUGGUUGUAGUCACAUUGGUUGUCCACCCAAUAAGAUCAAUAUUCAUGGCAUCUUAUGUC